AGUCCUCCUCCAUCUGCAGCUCUGCAGAACGCAACACCCACCUCGCAACAACGACCACAGGGGGAAAGGACGGCCAAACUAACGGCAAGAGACAAUGACAAGACGACAGGAGAGGUGAACACAGACGGAGACAAAUCAACAAGGAGCAAGACGAACAGAACGACAGACCUGAAGAAGAGGAGAACAAGAAGGUGGUGGUGUUACGGUUGAGAUGGAGCUGUGGCGCCACUGUGCCGUGUGGCUGAUAGAGUGCAGGGUGCUCCCUGAGAGUCACAGGGUAACGUGGGACAGUGCUCAGGUGUGUGAGUUAGCCCAAGCUCUGAGGGAUGGAGUCCUGCUCUGUCAGCUGCUGAAUAACUUACUACCCCACGCCAUCAACCUCCGAGAGAUCAACCUCCGUCCCCAGAUGUCCCAGUUCCUGUGUCUGAAGAACAUCCGUACGUUCCUGGGGGUGUGCCAGGAGAAGUUUCACCUGAGGAAGACUGAACUGUUUGAAGCCUUCGACCUGUUUGAUGUCAGAGACUUCGGCAAGGUGAUAGACACCUUGUCCAUUCUGUCCCACUCACCCAUCUCCGUCCGGAAGGGUUUCCAGUCUUUCCCAAUAGAAGGCUGUAUUACUGAUGAUGAUAUCUACAACGGUCUCUCUGACCAGAUUGAUGAAACAGUGGACGAGGAUGAUGAUCUUUAUGACUGUGUGGAGGAUGAGGAGAAUGAGGGGGAUGAGAUAUAUGAAGACCUGAUGAGGGCCGAUGAGCCAUCGGAGACGCAGCAGAAGAUGGAGGUGGAUAAGAGAGAAUGCUGCCUGCAGGAGAUCAGACUGACAGAGGAGAAAUACACUGACACACUGGAGUCCAUAUUACAGCACUUUAUGAAGCCCCUCCAGAAGUUCCUUCAGCCUCACGACAUAGAGAGCAUCUUCAUCAACACGGCGGAUCUGGCUGUAACCCAUCGUAGUCUGCUGGGGGAGAUCCAGACCUCUAUCUUAACCCUGAAGGCCGAGAACCUUUACCAGGUCUUCAUCAACUAUAAAGAGAGGUUGUUGCCGUAUGGGCGGUACUGCAGUCAGGUGGAAGCAGCUACUAAACACCUGGACAAGAUGUCCGCCAUGAAGGAAGGAGUCAGAAUGAAACUAGAGGAGUGCUCUAAGAGGGCUAACAGUGGCAGGUUUUCUCUGCGUGAUCUACUCAUGGUUCCCAUACAGAGAGUCCUCAAAUACCACCUACUGCUCCAGGAGCUGGUGAAACACACCUCUAGCACUACAGAGAAAGAAAACCUUCGGACAGCUCUAGACGCCAUGAGAGACCUGGCUCAGUGUGUGAACGAGGUAAAGAGAGACAAUGAGAUCAUCAAACAGAUCACCACCUUCCAGUUGUCUAUAGAGAACAUGACUCAGUCUCUGGCUCUGUACGGACGACCCAAGAUAGAUGGAGAACUGAAGAUCAGCUCCUCAGAGAAGAAGUCCAAACAGGACAGGUAUGCGUUCCUGUUUGACAAGGCCAUGCUGGUGUGUAAGAAGAAGAGUGGAGAGACGAUGGAACUGAAGGAGAUUAUAGACCUGCAGUACUUCCAGCUACGAGACGAGACCACCGGGGAGAAGGACAGCAAGAAGUGGUCCCAUUUUUUCCUGCUUAUAGACUGUUAUGGGAAGUCAGGAUACGACCUGUUCUUCAAGACCAGAGAUCUCAAGAAGAAAUGGCUGGAGCAGUUUGAGAUGGCCCUGUCCAACAUGUGUCCAGAGAACUGUACUGCCAACAGUCAUGACUUCCAGAUGCACUGCUUUGAAGAUACCACCUCCUGCAAGGCCUGCUGUAUGCUUCUCAGGGGGAUAUUCUUCCAGGGCUAUCGUUGUAGUCGUUGCAGAAUGGCCGCUCAUAAAGAAUGUCUGGGAAGAGUACCAGGCUGCGGACGCAACACAGACCACUCAGGGACCGUGAAGAAGAAUAAGAAGUCAGCUUCUCACAGACAAGCCAGUCCAGGCCUUCCUAAAAUGGAGGUGUGUCAGGAGUACUAUGGUUUGCCUCCGCCCCCUGUAGCGUUCGGCCAACCACUGCACCUCUCCAUGGGUGAUGUCAUCGAACUGACAAGAGCCGAGGCCGACCUAACGUGGUGGGAGGGCAAGAACGUGACGAUUGGUCAGAUGGGUUGGUUCCCCUGCAGUAAGGUCCAGCCCUUCAUCUCUAGACCAACUCCUGACCUAUCCGACUUCCUAUGGUUUGCGGGGAACAUGGACCGGUCAGCGGCGAAGAACCUCCUGAUUUCACGGUCGGACGGAACGUUUCUGGUCCGCCAGAAAGACGGAGGAGAGUUCGCAAUCAGCCUCAAGUUUAACAUGGACAUCAGACACAUCAAGAUCACGUCAACAGAAGGCCUCUACCGCAUCAACGAGAAGAAAGCAUUCAAAGGAUUAAUCGAGAUGGUUCAGUUCUACCAGCAACAUUCACUAAAGGAGUAUUUUAAAGAUGUGGACACCACCCUCCAGACCCCCUUCAACCAGCCUGAACAGAGUGACACACCCUUCAACACACCCUCCCCAGGUGGAAGUAUGCGUUCAUUCGGCACAGCUAGGGCCAGGUAUGACUUCUCAGCCAGGGACCGUACAGAGCUGUCUCUGAGAGAAGGAGACACAGUCAAGGUCCUGUCUAAGAAGGCUCACAAUGGAUGGUGGAAAGGAGAGGUCUAUGGACGGGUUGGUCUGUUCCCAGCUAACUAUGUAGAAGAGGAUUACUCUGACUACUGUUGAUGUUGCCUCACAUCUCCACCUGUGUGACUAUUGCUGAUGUCGCCUCACUGUCACACCUUCACCUGUGUGUGAAAGAGACAAUGUGUCCCAAUUCAAUCCCUACCCCUUCCCUUGGCCCUAACCAGUGCAGUCAAAAAUGUGAUUUUACUGUUUGUUUUUUCAACAAUAUUUUCACACUAUGAGUUCGAAAUAACACUCUGAAAUUGUGAACAAAUAUUAUAAUGUCCUUGUAGGUUUUUGGAAAAACAGUUCAGGUGGGAUGGAGAUUUUGGCCCAAAGCAUGACAUCACAAUCUGAUCAGAUUUUUCUGACCAAUCAUCUUUUAUUUGCAUAUGUAUCCCCCUACUUUGAAGGGGUAAGCAGGGUAGGCUCUAGUGCAGGGAUGGGCAACUCCAGUCCCACUUUUUCUCUAGCAAACACAGCUGAUUAAACUGACUGUAUUCUGAACUGAAGAUCAUUACUGGAGUCAAGUGUAUUAGCUGGGGCUGAAGUGUGACACCAAUCAGGCCACUGAGGACUGGAGCUGCCCAUCCCUGCUCUAGAGUCUAGACAAUCCUAUCCGCCAAUCAGGGCUGUGUAUGUAAAUAUAUUAAGAUUUCUAUCAACACGCCGACACGAUCAGACUGAGCAUUCCAAUGGCAAAAGGAGGCUCAGGGAAAUAAAUCAUAAAACAUUUAUUUGAAGUUAUUUUCAUGAAAUAAACACAGUGAUUUAUUAGACAUCCAGUGAUGAUUUAAAAUAACAAUGUAAAAGACUGCGUGGAGGCGUUAAAUGUUUGCCUAGAUCUGCAAGAUAGAGGCAAUAUGGUGGAAGCUUUACCACUACCAUAGAGAAUGAUAGAGGCCUCUAGUGGCCAAAAGGUUGUAUUAGCAUGGGGCAACACCAUUGAGGGCUUCCACCAUUUUAAUAUAGUCAACUGGCUGGGACUUCCAACUUCAUUGGCUGAUCCUUCCUGGUGACCUUAUUGGGAGUCAUGUGCAACCCGGGUCAUCAGGAGGUAUCAGCCAAUCGUGAAGAAGAAAAUGGACUACUUCAAAAUGGCCUUAAUGGCACUGCCCAUGAUGUCACGGACGCCGUAGUGGGACGGAUACAAUGAUGCGGCCUCUUUCCAUCUCUAUGACCCCCACUACACACGGAUACAGCCCCUUCAGACAUGUUAACAUCGAGGGACCCCUGGCUUCCUCCUAUGUGUAGAACUCAAUGCACUGAUUCAAUGUUUCUGCUGUGAAUAAAACCUCUGACUUA
Molecule: messenger RNA, 3985 nt
Organism: Salmo salar (Atlantic salmon)
Lineage: Eukaryota; Metazoa; Chordata; Actinopteri; Salmoniformes; Salmonidae
Source: RefSeq, a predicted model, not a curated record